AUGUCUUUCCGGUUACAUCUCAUCCGACACGCAGAGGGAACCCAUAAUCCCGGCCAUAAUAUGACUAUCCAUGACCCGCCAUUGACAGAAAAGGGGGUUGAACAAUGCCUAAAGCUCUGUCAAGACUUUCCAUUCAAAGAGAGUGUUGGCCUUGUGAUGACAUCUCCACUCCGACGCACUCUUCAAACAGCCCGUCUGGGCUUCCAGCAAACCAUCGAUGAGAAGUAUUACGCCCAAGGCUCCAGGGCCGGGGUUCAAAACGGGGCACUUCUUUUGUUAGAACCAGAUGUGCAGGCACACUCUGCUCGGCCGUGUGAUACUGGCUCAGACAUCGCUAUUUUACGUUCGGAGUUUUACGAUCUCCCCUGGGAAAUUUUAGAUAUGGACCCCGCGUUCCCAGCAAAGAAAGGUCUUUAUGCCUGUGAUUCAGAGCACUUGAAGCUCCGCGCUGCACGGAUCCAGCGUCGAUUGGAGCAGAAAUUCAACGAACUAAAGGACGGCGGAAGGCCUGACAUUGUCGUUGUUACACAUGGCGGAUUUUUGAGCUCUGUCAUCGGUCAAGAGAGAACAGAAGUUGGACAGGCGAAAUGGAAGAGUUUCAUGGUGUCAUUCGAUAAGGACUCGAGAAUUGUUGUGGAAUCAGCUUUGGAAUAA
Penicillium robsamsonii is the source of this 654-nucleotide messenger RNA. RefSeq names its product phosphoglycerate mutase family protein. The coding region runs from base 1 to 654 and encodes 217 amino acids. Lineage: Eukaryota; Fungi; Ascomycota; Eurotiomycetes; Eurotiales; Aspergillaceae. Gene Ontology annotation, cellular component: cytoplasm. Gene Ontology annotation, molecular function: phosphatase activity. The record is from RefSeq and is a predicted model, not a curated record. The transcript has a single exon.